UCCCCGCCCGUCAAGGGGCUGAUUCGGGUUGGGACCGUGUUCGGCGGCGGGGGGGGGGGGAUCGUUUUAUGUCGUUUUGUCUCCAGAAUGAUCUGAUUUUUGAGGCCCCCGUGGCUUAUCUGAGAAAUUUCGUCUGGUUUACAUUCGUUCCUUCGAUCGUCUUCUCCCUUCUGUUUUUGGGUGCUCCGGAGAAGGCAGUUAUUCUUACAGUUCUUCUUACAUCUAAACAGAAUUUGCGUGGCCACCUCUGUUGCUUCUAAUAGUGCCGGGUUUUCCUCCUCUUCCUUGUUUAUUUCUUUGGACACCAAAACAAAAAAAUCAUCGAGUAAUGGGGAAAAGACGCUACUGUCUUGUGAGCUAAAGGCUUAAGAACUGUCUGGAUCAAAAUAAAUAAAGCGGUUAAAGGAAUAUUUUUAAAAUGUCAACUGUGAAGCAUAUAUCAUGAACUGCUAUUCCCAGGCUGAUUAUGGAGCUUCUAUCUCCUAGCAAGCUGAAGUUGUCAAAUUACACAUUACUGAAUUCUCUACCUUAUUCUAUAUGAUUUGCUGGAUUAAGCAUCUAUUUAGAGUAAUAUUUAUGCAAGUUGGGUUAACUAUGGAUUCAUUGCUUUGGUCAAAUAAAACUUAUGGCCCAAACAGAAGUAUUGUAAGAAAAAUUGGCUCCAACCUUUCUCUGAUACAAUGUCCAAGGGUUCAGUUUCAGCUUACUUCUCAGCCUGCAGAAAGCACUCAAUCUAACCAACUAAAAGAAGAUGUGGUAGUCUCCCUUGUAGAUGUAGGGUGGGUUGCUGAAGAAGAUGACGAAGGAGACAAAGUCUUUACACGGUUCCGAUCAGAAGGCUGGUCAAAAUCCCAACCAUUCCUUAAAAGUGAAGGCUCCUCAAGAAGAGAUUCAAGUACUGAAGAAUUGUUGCCCAAGAAAUCACAAGAAAUGGAAGAGUCUAAAACUCCAGUAGCCAAAAAUGAUGAAGCAUUGCAGAAAAUAAAUGCACUGGAAAAUGAGCUUGCUAAUUUAAGAGCACAAAUAGCCAAAAUUGUAAGCCUGCAAGAACAAAAUUUGGCAGCAGCUGGAAUAUGUUCUGCACCCCUUUCUGUCGUGGCGCCACCGCCGCCACCACCACCGCCACCCCUGCCUCCACCACCACCACUUCAGCACAGUGUUUCUGCCAUUGACCUUAUUAAAGAGCGCAAAGGAAAAAGAAUAAAUUCUGGCAAGACUCUGAUAGAUGGUGAUCCAAAGAAGCUUGAAAUGCCAAAUAUGCUAGAUAUCCUGAAAGACAUGAACAGCAUAAAGCUGCGCUCAGUGAGAAGGCCAGAGGAAAGCACAAUAAGGAAAACUGCUGAUCCAACAGAUCCUGCUGCUGUAAUAGCUGAAGCUCUUAAAAAGAAAUUUGCAUAUCGCUAUCGUAGUGACAGUUCAAGUGAAAGUGAUAAACAGAUUUCAACUUCUGAAACAAAUUUGUUUGGGCCACACCUUCUGAAACCUACAGGAAAAAUGAAGAAUCUAAUUGAAAAUUGUUAAGUAGAAAAACCAUGCUUCAGUAUAAAAGGACUCUCUCAACUGUUUUGAGAAUUAGGUUUAUAAUUUCACAACACUGAGUUAUGUGCCUUGCUUCCAUGAACAAGUUUAAAAACAAAAAUUCUACCAUGUUCUAACACAGGUUUCAGUAUUUAUAUACAUGCUGUGUUGGGCCAACACUAAGUUAUAAAUGUUACUCUUAAACUUAAGUGAAUGCAAUUAGUUUAAAUUAUAGCUUUGAUGUUAAUUUUGGGAAUAUAAUAGGACAUAUUUAUCCUAUAUUGACAUCUCAUUUUUAACUUGAAGUACAGACUUCACUGGAGCUUCUUUUCUUUCUAUAGGGUGAAAGUGACAAGACUUAAGAACUUUAUUAUUCAGCAAAAUUGGCUAAAUUUAAAGCAAAUGCUGCAUGUUGACCUAUAAAGCCAUAUAUUUAUAUGGAAGAAGCUAGCUAAAACUUAAUUAUGUUUUUACAUAGGAUAAAACACUAUAAUUGCAACUCCAUUCUAGUGAUAAUGCAUAUAUAAUGAACAUAUCAACAGCUACUAAUGAAACUUAAUAUUUAAUUAGCAUAGUUGACCUCCUUCAUAGACCUUCAGACCUGUUUACUCACAAGUUCCUGUAGAACUGAACUGCAGAUAAUAAACUGUCAAAAAAUAAUUUGAGAUUGG
Notechis scutatus (mainland tiger snake) is the source of this 2189-nucleotide messenger RNA. It is a transcript of the gene MTFR1, whose product is annotated as mitochondrial fission regulator 1. The record is from RefSeq and is a predicted model, not a curated record. Gene Ontology annotation, biological process: aerobic respiration; mitochondrial fission. Gene Ontology annotation, cellular component: mitochondrion. NCBI's taxonomy places the organism in Eukaryota, Metazoa, Chordata, Lepidosauria, Squamata, Elapidae.